Messenger RNA from Arachis duranensis, 1880 nucleotides. RefSeq lists its product as uncharacterized. The record is from RefSeq and is a predicted model, not a curated record. The coding region runs from base 189 to 1613 and encodes 474 amino acids. The transcript has 9 exons. NCBI's taxonomy places the organism in Eukaryota, Viridiplantae, Streptophyta, Magnoliopsida, Fabales, Fabaceae.
UUCUGAGAGGUUUUGAUCAAUAACCGGAAAACCAUUCUAUUUUUCCUCCCAAACUUGCGACACUUGUUUACGCUGUAACCUCUCUUCCCAUUAAUUCUUUCAAAUUCUAAAUUCAUUUUCUUCCUUCCUUUCCAUUCAACUCUUCUUCUCAUUCUCAUUCGUCCAAGGAUCUAUAAGGAGACCAAGCUAUGGAUGUUGAUAAUAUCUUUGGCACCAUUAAACCUGUGAAUGUUGCAAGGAAGAGUGCCAUAUAUGUUUGGGGAUACAAUCAAUCAGGGCAAACUGGAAGAAAGGGGAGAGAGGAGCAGUUGAGGAUUCCGAAACAGCUGCCUCCUGCGCUUUUUGGAUGUACAGCAGGUACCAAUGCGCGCUGGUUGGACGUUGCUUGUGGUCGCGAGCAUACAGCAGCAAUUGCCUCUGAUGGCUCACUUUUCACCUGGGGGGCUAAUGACUUUGGUCAACUCGGUGAUGGAACUGAGGAGCGAAGGAAAUAUCCAAAGAAAGUGAAGCAAUUAGAGUCAGAGUUCGUAAAAUCUGUGUCCUGCGGAGCACAUUGUUCUGCUUGCAUUGCAGAGCCUCGUGAAAAUGAUGGUACCAUUUCAACUGGGAGGCUCUGGAUUUGGGGACAAAAUCAGGGAUCAAAUCUUCCUAGAUUAUUCUGGGGGGCCUUCAAACCUAAUACAAUUAUUCGUGAAGUGUCUUGUGGAGCUGUCCAUGUGGUUGCUUUAUCUGAGGAAGGCCUGCUACAAGCUUGGGGCUAUAAUGAGUAUGGUCAACUUGGUCGAGGUGUCACUUGUGAAGGACUACAGGGGGCCCGUAUUAUAAGUUCUUACGCUAAGUUUCUUGAUGAAGCCCCCGAGCUUGUAAAGAUUACCAAAGUGUCAUGCGGGGAGUACCACACUGCGGCCAUUUCUGAUAAGGGCGAGGUUUACACAUGGGGGCUAGGAAGCAUGGGCCAGCUUGGACAUUCUUCACUCCAGUAUGGAGAUAAAGAGUUACUGCCAAGGAGGGUGGUUUCCCUUGAUGGUAUUUUCAUAAAGGAUUUGGCAUGCGGCGGUGUACACACGUGUGCUCUGACUCAGGAAGGGGCACUUUAUGCUUGGGGUGGCGGUCAAUCCGGGCAGUUAGGCCUUGGCCCCCAAACUGGGUUGUUCUCGUGCGUUGCUAAUGACUCUCGUACAUUUUUCCGGAACAUCCCAGUUUUGGUUGUUCCAAAAGGCGUGAAGCUUGUCGCAUGUGGACACUCCCACACGCUUAUUUCAAUGAGGGACGGUCGAAUUCAUGGAUGGGGUUACAAUAGUUACGGUCAGGCAGCCAACGAGAAAUCUACAUAUGCUUGGUACCCGUCGCCUGUUGACUGGUGUGUUGGGGAGGUCCGAAAACUAGCUGCUGGUGGGGGUCAUUCAGCUGUAUUGACUGAUGCUUGUUCGUUAAAGGAGUUGUGUGAGUUUAUACUCGCAGAGACUCUGACUUUAUCUGAUGCCGCCAAGGUUGAGGAUAUUGCAUCCAGAACUGGAUCAGAUGCUUUGGCUCGCCUCUGCGUGAGACUCAGAGAGUAUAUGCUUUCUGGUGGUCAUCUUGAACAAGAGGAGGAUGCUAAGAGUAAAGUUUGAAACAAAUUGUUAAUCAUUAUUUGUGCAUUCUUGUAAUGUAGUAGGUGUAAUCAUUAUUUGAAUGAAAGUAACUAUGUAAUCUUUAAUGUUCAUCGUUUCAAUUGUAAUCCAAAUGAAUAAGGAAGACAAAUGAAUGAUGGAUUAGCCUCUAUUGUAUUAAAGUAAAUUGUAGCACUCAGAAUCUCAGUUGUAGCUGAAAGCUUGGUUUUUUGUGCUUUUUACCAAAGAAAACCAAGAAGGCAAACAAUAGUGAUAAGUAUUUUGUUA